AUGGAGGGCAUCAAGGUUGAAGAGACCAAGCCGCAGCAGGCCGCGAAGUCAGAGAAGCAGAACCAGAAGAAGCCCGCUGAAGGCAGAGCCAUGAGAACUGGCGGAAAGAAGAAGGCAUCGGGCGUCAUUCCCAGUGAGCCGAUUGCAGGCGUCCGCGAUUUCCCUCCUGAGGAAAUGAGGAAGCGCACCUGGUUGUUCGACAAGUUCAGGGAAGUCGCUCGUGUCUUCUCAUUCCAGGAGUACGAUGCUCCCGUGCUUGAGUACGAAGAGCUCUACACCAGGAAGGCUGGCGAGGAGAUCACACAGCAGAUGUACAACUUCGUCGACAAGGGAGACCAGAAGGUGUCGCUCCGCCCCGAGAUGACCCCGUCUCUGGCCAGGCUCGUCAUCCAGAAGGGCAAGGCGCUGAUGGUGCCGGUCAAGUGGUUCAGCAUUCCCCAGUGCUGGAGAUUCGAGACCGUGACCCGGGGCAGGAGGAGGGAGCACUACCAGUGGAACAUGGACAUCAUCGGCGUCAAGGAGGUGACCGCCGAGGCCGAACUGCUGGCUGCGAUCGUUGCCUUCUUCAAGUCGGUGGGACUCAGCGCCAAGGAGAUCGGCAUCAAGGUGUCCAGCAGGAAGGUGAUCGAGAAGAUCAUCGACGAUCUCAAGAUCCCCAAGGAGGUCUUCGCCCAGACCUGCAUCAUCGUCGACAAGCUGGACAAGCUCGAGAGGGCCGACGUGGUGCAGCAACUUGCCGCUUUGGACCCUCCCGUCCCGGAGGAAGUGGCCAGCAGGCUGAUCGACACCCUCUCGGUGAAGAGCAUCGAAGAGCUUGGUGCCCUCAUCGGCGAGGAACACGAGGCCGUCAAGGAGCUCCAGAAGCUGUUCUGGCUCGCCCAGAGCUAUGGCUACGCCGACUGGAUUCAGUUCGAUGCCUCGGUGGUCCGUGGUCUGGCCUACUACACCGGCAUCGUGUUCGAGGGCUUCGACAGGACUGGCGGCAUUCCCCGCGCCAUCUGCGGCGGCGGUCGCUACGACAGGCUCUUCUCCACAUACGGCGCCAAGGACAUCCCUUCGUGCGGUUUCGGCUUUGGCGACUGCGUGAUUAUGGAGAUCCUGGAGGACAAGAAGCUGCUCCCGAGCUUCGCCCCCAAGAUCGACGACAUCAUCCUCGCCUUCAACGAGGAGCUCAGGCCGGCCGCCAACGAGCUCGCCAUGGCCCUUCGGAUUCAGGGUCGCGCCGUCGAGAUCGUGCUCGGCGAGGGCAAGAAGCUGAAGUGGGCCUACUCGUACGCCGAUCGCCUGGGCGCUGACAGGGUGAUGCUGAUUGCUCCCGACGAGUGGAAGGAGAGGAAGAUCCGAGUGAAGGACAUGAAGAAGCAGACCGACAAGGACGAGAACCAGUACGACGUCCUCUACGACGACCUCGUCAAGCAGUAG
This is a messenger RNA of Acanthamoeba castellanii str. Neff, 1422 nucleotides long. RefSeq names its product histidine-tRNA ligase. The record is from RefSeq and is a predicted model, not a curated record. The coding region runs from base 1 to 1422 and encodes 473 amino acids. Gene Ontology annotation, biological process: histidyl-tRNA aminoacylation. Gene Ontology annotation, molecular function: ATP binding; histidine-tRNA ligase activity. NCBI's taxonomy places the organism in Eukaryota, Discosea, Longamoebia, Acanthamoebidae. Gene Ontology annotation, cellular component: cytoplasm. The transcript is spliced from 8 exons.